AUGCCUUCUCAAUCCAGUAUGACAAUAUCAGACUCGGGGCUUUCUUACCCGUCAAUCUUCCAACUGAACUUGGAGAUUCCCGCCUUUUUCACAUCCUAUCGCUGGUGGGAAGACGAGGCGACCACUGUGUUCUGGGCAUUCGAUAUUCAAGAAAUUAGUCGUGUCAUCCAAUUCGGGCUUUUCUACGAUGAAAACUUGCCGAGAACUUCGCUUUGCGCUCGAAACGUGGACACCAUUGAUACCUUUUUGAUCGCCCUAUCCAAGCCCCAUGAGUAUCAGCUCCUUGGAAAUCUUUCGCAUAUACAGAGGGUGGAGGAGAUACUGCGCAGGUCGAGUAUCUCUCCUUUUCAGGCGAUUCCUUGGAGUUGGCUUCCACCGCAAUCAAGCCCUACCCUAGAUGCACGGGAGAUCGCUACCGCAAUUGAGGCCGAGAGCCAUUUUCACUUUAGGCAGGUUGCCUUUGAGGAAUUCGUACGUGCUGCUCUCGGAUACAAUGCUGUCUUUGUCGAGUGGUUCCUACAGCAGCACACAUCUCUGUAUAUUAUUCUCCGGGACCAUCUGAGCGCCUAUCCGGAGGACAUUCCUGUGUACACAGAAGUGGAAAGGCAUCUCCGAUCGCAGAGUCCAUUUGCCCACCGAGCACUUGUCCACUGCCUUCAGGCUGUGCGACCUGGUGGGAACCGUGAAAUGCCCAAUCUCAGCACUGCUGGAUUCGAAUUCAUCGCAGGCCCUAUUCAGGCGUUGUUCAAGGAUCAACCAGGAAGGCUCACUGCUAUGCUCAAGACUUUAAGCGUUCUGGCAAUCCGAUUCCGCCGACAGUAUAUCCACCCUCGUACCAUGGAUUGGAAAACUCCAUUUGACACCUCUAUUCCUUUCCUCGACGAUUGUCUCGAGUCUACAUCUCCAACGGACUUGGCCCGCAGCAUGAGAGUUCUGGACGAGCACCAUUUCGCCGAGUUGACACGGCAAAGCCUGAUAACAGAAGACGCUGUCGUGAAACGAUUGCAGAUUCAAUGGCGUGCACUGAGUGCUUCUGUCUGGGAAUGCUGUGCUGCUCUUCCAGAUCUACUUCCAUAUCUGCAAGAAUGUACCAGGGUAAGCAGUCUUUACCCCAAAAGUCGCCGAAGUCCCAAAGGUCAAAGCCCUCUAACUGUAAAACCUUCUGAACAGUCUCUCUUAACAACACGUAAUUAUCAUUCUCUUACGGCUGUCAUCAAAGGCUUGCAUACCUACUCCAUUCUGACCGCACCCGCCGCCAACGAAGCCACCGCCCCAGGAAACAUGAUUACACUCGAAACUCUGAUUCCACAAGAAAUCAUCUCCCUCAUGAACCCGGCUCAGAACUUUGCCGCCUAUCGCCAACACUACCAAAGCUUCCCCGGCAUUCCUUUCCUUACGCCUCAUAUCCGCGAUCAUCAACAAAAUGGUGAAUCCGCCCUUCAGCCGGUUUUCCAGUACCUGCAGAGCACGCAAUAA
Molecule: messenger RNA, 1476 nt
Organism: Penicillium coprophilum
Lineage: Eukaryota; Fungi; Ascomycota; Eurotiomycetes; Eurotiales; Aspergillaceae
Product: RasGEF domain-containing protein
Exons: 2
Coding region: 1-1476 (491 amino acids)
Biological process (GO): small GTPase-mediated signal transduction
Molecular function (GO): guanyl-nucleotide exchange factor activity
Source: RefSeq, a predicted model, not a curated record